AUGCCCUCAUACAAACAAUCACAACCACAAGAGAGCUAUCGGUCUUACUUCGACUUCCUUCGCGACUUCGACAUUGACGGCGGCGAUGUUUCCCUCCAGGCCGUCCACGUCGUCGAGACAGCAAAGCGGUACGCCGCCGUGUACGGCGACACAGAGGACGUUUUGAUGAGGGAGGCCGCCCAGAAGUACCGGAGCACCGAGCAUAAGGGCAGGGAGUUCAGGUUUUACGGAGCAAUCAUAAAUCAGCUGAAGUACCCUCUGUCGGAAGAGAUCAUUAAGCACAUGGAGAGGAAGGAGAGGCGGAGACACCGCCGCUGA
Molecule: messenger RNA, 318 nt
Organism: Diaporthe batatas
Lineage: Eukaryota; Fungi; Ascomycota; Sordariomycetes; Diaporthales; Diaporthaceae
Exons: 2
Coding region: 1-318 (105 amino acids)
Source: RefSeq, a predicted model, not a curated record